CGAAGAACGCGGAGGGGAGAAAAGUCGAUGGUACCGUGUGUUGUUGGCCCCGAACAGUCGCCAUCGACGCGCAACAACUUCACAUUUUCUUAUCGAUAAACACACCAACAACCACACCAUCCCUUUCGUCGGAAACCCCGAGCCGAGGAGAGACGAGUAAUCAGUGCAACAGUUAUGUCAGUGCAGUAAAUUAAGUGGCUCCAGAAAAUCAAACUGACCAACGACCCAACGACAAACAAAAAUAGUCGAAACGAUCCGUCGAGAUGAAGGGGAGGGAAAAAUUGUGUGCGAAAUUGAGCAGCGCCUUUCUCAGAAAAUGGUGGUUCGUUGUGGCUCUGUCGGUCGGCGUGCUGCUCUUCGGAGUCAUCGUACUGAUCUUCUUCUCCACAUGGGUCAAUUUGGUCGUAAAUCACGAAAUCACCCUAAAAGACGGGUCAAAGACGUUCGGGUGGUGGGCGAAGCCGCCGGUGGUUCCCACGAUCAAGGUCUACAUCUACAACGUGACGAACGCCGAUGAGUUCCUCAACAACGGCUCGAAGCCGAUCGUCGACGAAUUGGGGCCGUACGUUUAUGUAGAAAAAUGGGAGAAGAAAAACAUCAAAUUCCACGACAACGGAACGGUAUCCUUCAACCAGGAGAAGAUCUACCACUUCGACGAGAGCCAGUCGGUCGGAUCUGAAGACGACGUGGUCGUGGUGCCGAAUAUUCCGAUGCUGAGUGCGACAUCCCAGUCGAAGAACGCAGCCAGAUUCCUCCGUCUGGCGAUGGCCAGCAUCAUGGACAUCCUCAAGAUCAAACCGUUCGUCGAAGUGUCCGUCGGCCAGCUGCUCUGGGGCUACGAAGACCCACUCCUCAAGCUAGCCAAAGACGUGGUGCCCAAAGAGCAGAAACUACCUUACGAAGAGUUCGGCCUCAUGUACAACAAAAACGGCACGUCCAAGGACACGGUGACGAUGUUCACGGGCAGCUCGGACAUCACAAAGUACGGCCUCAUCGACAAGUUCAACGGCAUGCCGAACAUGUCCCACUACAAGACCGACCAAUGCAACAGUCUCCACGGUUCGGACGGUUCGAUCUUCCCGCCGCACAUGACCAAAAACACGACGGUGCACGUGUACGAUAAGGAUCUCUGUCGGUUGCUUCCUCUCGUUUUCGACGAAGAGGUGGUGGGCAGCAACGACGUGCCGGCGUUCAGGAUGACGCCGCCGAAGAACGUCUUCGACAAUCCGGAGGACAAUCCGGAGAACGAUUGCUACUGUCCCCACGGACCGCCCUGUGCACCCUCAGGGUUCUUCAACGUGUCUUUGUGUCAAUAUGAUUCUCCUAUUCUGUUGUCCUUCCCGCACUUCUACUUGGCCAACGACAGCUACAGAACCGCAGUUGAAGGAAUUUCACCACCAGAUCCGGAGAAACACAAGUUCUUCAUCGACAUUCAACCGAUGAUGGGAACAGCAAUGAGGGCGAAAGCUAGAGUACAAAUCAAUUUGGCCGUCUCCCAAGUCGUUGAUAUCAAACAAGUGGCAACUUUCCCCGAUAUUAUCUUCCCCAUUAUGUGGUUUGAAGAAGGCCUCGACCAACUCCCCGACGAGAUGACCGGAUUGAUGAAGCUGGCCAGUACGGUGCCGCCGAUAGCGAAACUGGUCCUGGUCGUCUGUCUGUUCGUCGUGGGCGCUCUGAUGCUGCUGGUGGCCGUUUGGCGGAUCGUGAGGGGCGCCAACCGCCUCAACUCGCUGCACCUGGCUCCGGGGCACGUGGGCAAGCCGCCGGGCAAGGACGUGCCCAUGGGCAACGUACCCAGAACGUGAUCUACUGAACAGCUAUUAGGAAAAUCUCGUUUUGUUUGUUUUAUUUUGAUCUGAGUGUUGCUCAUCGAACCAAAAUUUCGACUGAAUGGACUGUUUUGUUUUUUUUUUUUAUUAUUAUUACUAUUAUUAUUGGUUUGUAAUUUGAUUUAAAAGACAAGGGUGGAUUAUGUCAUCUACGUUCAUCGGUUAGGACAUUUUUACUUACAAUUAGGGAUUCAUUUUUUCGUUUAUUGUUUUAUAUAUUAUUUCUUUUUGUGUAAAUACGCAACAAGAUGAGCUUGUUGUUUUAGAGAAAAUUUUAUCCGUCCAUUUUUUUUUUGUAUAUUGUCUAGUUAGUCCUGUCAAAUUAGGUUUUAUACUGGUUAUUUGUAUUAUAUUUUUAGUACAAUAAAUUUUUAUAAGAA
Molecule: messenger RNA, 2209 nt
Organism: Aethina tumida (small hive beetle)
Lineage: Eukaryota; Metazoa; Arthropoda; Insecta; Coleoptera; Nitidulidae
Gene: emp
Product: scavenger receptor class B member 1
Exons: 10
Coding region: 264-1805 (513 amino acids)
Cellular component (GO): cytoplasm; membrane
Molecular function (GO): scavenger receptor activity
Source: RefSeq, a predicted model, not a curated record